This is a messenger RNA of Oreochromis niloticus (Nile tilapia), 1057 nucleotides long. RefSeq names its product low affinity immunoglobulin gamma Fc region receptor III. Gene Ontology annotation, molecular function: transmembrane signaling receptor activity. The record is from RefSeq and is a predicted model, not a curated record. The transcript has 11 exons. Gene Ontology annotation, biological process: immune response; cell surface receptor signaling pathway. NCBI's taxonomy places the organism in Eukaryota, Metazoa, Chordata, Actinopteri, Cichliformes, Cichlidae. Bases 73 to 1014 code for a protein of 313 amino acids. Gene Ontology annotation, cellular component: external side of plasma membrane.
GACAGAGUGCAACACUUCACCUCUGACUCUGUCUCACUGACCUGUGAGGGAAACUUCACUGAGUGGAGAGUGAUGAAGUUCUCUGAGGACGGCCGACUGUACUCUGACUGUAGGAGAAUGACUGGAUCCACAUGUAACAUCAACACAUCAAAGUCAGAUACUGCAGUGUACUGGUGUGAGUCUGGAUCAGGAGAGUUCAGCAGUGCAGUCAACAUCACUGUACAGAAUGAUGGUAAUGGUCCUAUCCUGGUGAGUCCUGUUCAUCCUGUGACUGAGGGAGCUUCUGUUAGUCUGAGCUGCAGUUUGAGAACACAAAAAAUACUUUCCAAUGUGUUUUUCUAUCACAAUGACAAACUUGUUCAAAAUGAUACCCGAGGGGAGCUGAAGAUCUCUGCAGUGUCAAAGUCUGAUGAAGGUUUCUACAAGUGUCAGUACUCAGGAAGAGAGUCAGCACAGAGCUGGAUGUCAGUUAAAGUAACUGUAUCAGGAGCUGACAGCUCUUCAUCUCCUGUGUGGUUGAUUGUUGGACUGGUUUGUGGAGUCUCUCUCAUUAUUAUUCUCCUGCUCUUGUUGUAUCGCUGCAGACAGUCCAAGUAUUCCUGCUUCACCAGGUCGAUCCAGUCUGAGAGUCACAGUCCGGGCUCCUCCACAAAUCAUGGAGUCAACCAGAAUGAAACUCAUGAAUACAACUCUCUUCAUCCUGGUGCAGAUGAACCCCGAGACGUCACAUACUCUCUGAUUACACUUCAAAACUUUGGAAAGAAGAGGAAGCAUCAUAAACCAGAGCAGAGUGCUGUUUACUCUGAGGUGAAGACGGGAGCUGCAGAGGACAGUCUGAUGUAUGCUGAGGUCAAACAGCCCAAAAAAGAAAAAGCCAAGAAAAACAAAGGAAAAUCAAGUCCUGCAGCUGAUGCAGCAGUUUAUUCUGAAGUCACAUCAGGAAGCUCUCUCAGUAAUUCUGCUGCCAUGCAGGCUGAUUUAUUCUUCACAUUAUUAAAUGUCUUCAGCUCAUAAUAUCUUUACAUGUUGGAAAUCACUUUGUCUUUUUGUGCUUGUC